Molecule: messenger RNA, 1527 nt
Organism: Thlaspi arvense
Lineage: Eukaryota; Viridiplantae; Streptophyta; Magnoliopsida; Brassicales; Brassicaceae
Source: the annotation of a GenBank genome assembly
AUGAUGAACAAUCUCAACCUUGUUGAACCAGAUUACUCUGAGUUUGUUGAAGUUGAUCCUACUGGAAGAUAUGGAAGAUACAAUGAAGUCCUGGGCAAAGGAUCUUCAAAGACCGUUUACAGAGGAUUUGAUGAGUACGAAGGUAUAGAAGUAGCAUGGAACCAAGUAAAGCUCUACGAUUUCUUGCAGAGUCCUCAGGAACUUGAGAGGCUCUACUGUGAGAUUCAUCUCCUUAAAGCCCUAAAACAUAAAAGCAUCAUGAAAUUCUACACUUCUUGGGUCGAUGCCGAGAAUCGACACAUUAACUUCAUCACUGAAGUGUUCACUUCUGGUACCUUGAGACAGUAUAGGCUAAAGCACAAGAGAGUGAACAUAAGAGCAGUGAAGCAUUGGUGUAGACAGAUCUUGAGAGGCUUAAACUAUCUUCAUACCCAUGACCCUCCUGUAAUUCACAGAGAUCUCAAGUGUGACAACAUUUUCGUUAAUGGGAACCAAGGAGAAGUCAAGAUUGGGGAUCUUGGUCUCGCUGCUAUCUUACAAAACCCUCACGCUGCUCAUUGUGUCGGGACACCAGAGUUCAUGGCUCCUGAAGUCUACGAAGAAGAAUAUGAUGAAUUAGUCGAUAUCUACUCGUUUGGGAUGUGUGUUUUGGAAAUGGUAACAUUUGAUUACCCGUACAGUGAGUGUACUCACCCUGCUCAGAUUUACAAGAGAGUUAUAACGGGCAAGAAACCAGACUCAUUAGACAAGGUGAAAGAUCCCGAAGUUAGAGGCUUUAUAGAGAAAUGUUUGGCCACUGCAUCACUUAGGCUCUCUGCUCGUGAACUACUAGACGACCCUUUUCUUUGUAUCGAUGAAGGUGAAGCCAAUUUGAGACCAGUAGAGAGCGAAAGGGGUCGGAGAGAUGAAGCCGGGACUCUUCUUAUGCAUUCUUAUCAUAUAGCUGACCAUUACUUCAACGACCGAGCCAAAGGAAACUCUUUUGAUCAUCCUCACUACUCAAACGGUUACUACAGCCACGAUGAUCAAAACCAAUGGUCUUACCAUGGAGAUGAGAUAGUGGAGUCGCAUGGAAUAGAUGUCUUUGAGUUUCGAAACGAUGAUCAUGAAGAAGAAGAAGAAGAUAAGAAGUUUGAUAAUGUCCAUAUAAGCAUAAAAGGGAAGAGAAGAGACAGUGGUGAUGGACUGUUCCUUCGACUCAGAAUCGCCGACAAAGAAGGGCUUGUCAGAAACAUAUACUUCCCGUUUGACAUCGAAACCGACACUGCAAUUAGCGUUGCGAGAGAGAUGGUGGAAGAGCUUGAGAUGGACGACCGAGAUGUCACAAAGAUAGCCAACAUGAUCGAUGGAGAGAUUGCUUCUCUGGUUCCUGAAUGGACAUCUUGCCUCGAGUUCUGCAACUGCGCCUCGAACCGUUCCACAGUGGGCUCAGUCAUGGGCUUCAAUGUGAGGCAGUGUUGUAGAAACGGGUGUGAAGAGAAGCAUGGACGGUUUGAGGAGAUCACCUUUGGGACAAAACCACUCUGA